UAACGAUUACGGCCCAUCAAAUUAACACACGUAACAGACACACGUGGCAUCAUAAUCAUAAUUCCGUCGAUGAGACAUCAUCGUCAUACAUCAAUUGAGUAGUGGAUAAACCUUUGAUUCUUUGAAACUCAUAACUUGAUCAGAAAACUCCAUAUCUUUACGGUUUGAUCAAUAACCUUAGCUACAACGAGAAAGUAUGUUGAGAAAUUAUGUGAACCCAAAACUAAUCUCCAAGCCUAAUAGAAGAUCCUCGUGUCUUUACUCUCUUUACCUUAAGAGAGGAAGUGCGAGCGGAGGAAGGGAAGAAGGACGAGCUCCUUCGACGGCGGAGGAGUUCACGAGACAAGGCGUUGCUAGCCAGACGGUGGAAAAGGCUUACGACGGAGCAACGGUAGCUGCCAACGUCUCCGGUGAUUCUGAGGCGGAGAUGGAGAAAGUGAGAGAGGAGUUUCAAGAGAAGGAAGAGGGUAGAGACUACCACAAGAAGGGGAAUGAUGAUCACGAUGAUGGUUUGCCUAUCAACACGUCUAAAGGAACAUGAUGAAGGCAUGCACUUUGUUAGUUUGUAAAAUGGAGAUUAUAUAUAUAUAUAUAAUAUGUUUGUAUGAAAUAAUAUAUGUCGUGUGCUUUUGUAAAUACAAAAUCCCUAUACAUGUUGCGUUUUUUUGGUGGUGGGGCAAUCUGCUUAUUUAUAAUUUAGUUUUUC
Thlaspi arvense is the source of this 706-nucleotide messenger RNA. NCBI's taxonomy places the organism in Eukaryota, Viridiplantae, Streptophyta, Magnoliopsida, Brassicales, Brassicaceae. The record is from the annotation of a GenBank genome assembly.